Messenger RNA from Coprinopsis cinerea okayama7#130, 3822 nucleotides. Its product is annotated as vegetative incompatibility protein HET-E-1. Gene Ontology annotation, molecular function: protein binding. The transcript is spliced from 18 exons. Bases 1 to 3822 code for a protein of 1273 amino acids. The record is from RefSeq and is a predicted model, not a curated record. Gene Ontology annotation, biological process: cell surface receptor signaling pathway; negative regulation of transcription by RNA polymerase II. NCBI's taxonomy places the organism in Eukaryota, Fungi, Basidiomycota, Agaricomycetes, Agaricales, Psathyrellaceae. Gene Ontology annotation, cellular component: transcription repressor complex; nucleus.
AUGAGUUCUACAAGUUCUGAAAUCAAGCCGCGAAAGCGCGAUCGCUUCAAGAAGCAGCUCCUCUCGAAAAUCGGAUUCGGAUCGCGUUCGGAUUCGCCUACUCCUUCGAUUCCCCAGUCUGGCUCGAGUUCCAUUCGAGACCUCAACCUGGAUGUACCUGGACAAGGCGAGGGCGCAACGCCCACCGAGACCGCAUCUGUGCGCGAUGGCGGAGUUCAGCCAACUGGAACCCCGUCCGUUGACGAGGGAGCUCACACUCGCCACCAGAGCUCGGUCGACGCACCACUUGCACCCACCACACACACCGACGUCGACGCGGAUAUGCCGGUCAUGUCCAGCACCGACGGAGGCCAUGCCACCACCCGUGCUAUUGCGACGAACGAAGGAUCAGUGUCGUCGACUGCGCGCACGAUCUUCUAUGGCGCCAAGGAAGUCUUGCGGGUCAUCAAGGAGACCACCGAUGUAUUCCCUCCGGUCAAAAGCGUCGCGGCCGCGAUGUUGGAAAUCCUCAUCAUGCUCGAUACUGUUGAUGGAAACCGCAAUGAAGUCAAGAAGCUGCUGGCACGCCUCCGAGUCCUCGAAGGCAUCCUCAAGUCUUGUCCCACCACGGACGUGGAGCAGUCGGUUCGAGAUCGACUGGAAGGCUUAGCCAGGAUGCUCGAACAAAAGGCGGCCGAGAUGAAGAAGAAAUUGGAUGAUUCGAUAGGGAAACGGGUAUUUAAUGCGACGGAGGAUCAGAAGGAGAUUCAGCAGGCUGUUGAAGAGGUCAGGUUCGCGAUCGAGGUUGCGAUGUUCGACGUUAGUAUCUCGGGCCACAAGGCAACCCUCAAGGUAGCGGAGGGAAUGGGCUGGGUGAAGGAGAAAGUGGUGGAGACGAAAGAUAUGGUCGAAGGGACGAAGGAGAUUGUUGACUGGUUGAAGAAGAACGAACACCUCAAGAGGAUCAAGACCGUCGCUGGAGCCGAGUUCAAGCAAGAGAACCGUCAAGGAUGUGUACCCGGAACCCGAGUCGCACUUUUGGCAAGCCUUCUUCGCUGGGCGAAGGACCCUACCUCCCACUCCAUCUUCUGGCUGUGCGGCAUGGCCGGUACUGGCAAGACGACGGUGUCGGACACCCUCUGCGCCCAACUCUACGUUGAAGGUCUCCUUGGGGCCAGCUUCUUCUGCUCGUUGGACCAUGACGCUCGGAGUGAUGUCGGCCGCAUCAUCCCGUCCCUUGCCAGGUCACUUGCAAAGGCUCGGCCCAUGUUUGCGGAGCAGCUGGUUAAGGCGCUCGAGGACAAAUGCCCUGAUGACCCCAGGGGUAUGAACCUCGAAGAUCAGUACCGUGUGCUCAUCCUCGAGCCUGCAAGAGCCGCAUUUGGGCCGGAUGAGUUGGUGGUCCUCGGCAUCGACGCCCUCGACGAGUGCACCGACAAACGCAAGCUCAAGCUCCUCCUAGACACCAUCAUGUCUCAGAAGCUCCCACCGUCGCUCAAAGUCUUCUUGACCAGCCGCCCUGACGUCGUCGUGGAAGAUGCGUUCAACUACCACCAAAAACAUCCAGAGCUUCUGCACUUGCACGACGUCGAAGAACAUAUUGUCGAAGCUGAUAUCGUCGUCUAUCUGCAUUAUCGCCUCUCGCAAGUCGUAGCCCUUCGCGGUCACGUCCGACCAGACGAUGUCCAGACCCUCGCCAAGCGAUCCCAGAAGCUGUUCAUCUUCGCAGCAACGCUGAUCAACUAUCUCGAGGGGUACAGGGGCAACGUCGUCCGGCUGUUCCGCGACCUCUGUUCGUCCGAAGAGUCGUCGCCGUCGACCAAUCGUCUCGAUUCGCUGUACCGGUUGUAUGGGCGUGUCAUGUCGCAGGCCUUCGAAGGGCUGGAACCAGUAGACGCUCAGAACGCGUUCGCGUGUCUGUCGUUGCUCCUCGUUGCGUUGAAUCCCCUGUGCGUUUCCGACUAUGCCAACCUUCUUGGACUGGCAAACGACGAUGUUCGCUCCGCCUUUCAGGGCAUGCGAGCCGUUAUCCAGGUGCCAGGGGACGACCACCGACCCAUCACGAUCCUCCACGCGUCCUUCGCCGACUACCUCACCACCGACAACCCUCAUUGUCGACGCGAAUGGGCUAUCGAUCGAUUUUCGGCAAACGAAAUGGCUGCUCUUCGUUGCUUCACUGUGAUGGACAAGGAGUUGAGGUUGGGUAUCUCGGGUGCAGUGACAUCGUACAAGUCCAACAGCGAGCAGCCCACACCGUUGCGCAUUGUGCCUCAUCUGACGUAUGCCUGUACGGCGUGGGGUAAUCAUGUCCUUGGAAUGGCCACUACGACAGGAGGUCUAUCGGAAGAAGUUCAGAAACGAUUGGACAGAUUCCUGGUGGGGAAAUCACUGUAUUGGUUGGAGGCGUUGAGUGUGGCGAAGAAGGUGGAUUACGCUUAUGAUACCUUGCCCCUUGUUUCAAAGGCUCUACCAACUCUGCCUCAUGAUCUCCAAGAUCGCCUCAUGGCUAUUGCAACAUUUUCAUCCACGUUCCGGACUCCCAUCAGCCAUAGUGCUCCCCACCUCUACCUCUCUGCCCUACCUGCCUAUAUUGCGUCUGGGUCAUCACUGUGGUUCCAUCCUCAAAUUCCUGCAAUUCCCUCACUCUCCUACUCAUAUCACAGAAGGCAACUGUGGAUCACCGAUGUUGGUUGUCCAGUGCGCUGUAUUGCCUUCUCCCAAGAUGGGACCCUCCUUGCCUCUGGGUUGGUUGACGGCACCAUCUACCUCUGGAAUCCCCAGACUAGGGAGGCACUGGAUGGGACCCUCCUUGCCUCUGGGUCGGACGACAACACCAUCUCCCUCUGGAAUCCCCAGACUAGGGAGGCACUGGAUGGGACCCUCCUUGCCUCUGGGUCGUGGGACGACACCAUCCGCCUGUGGCGUCCCCAGACUGGGGAGGCACUGGAUGGGACCCUCCUUGCCUCUGGGUCGAUUGACUGGACCAUCCGAAUCUGGAGUCUGCGGACUGGGGAGGCACUGGAUGGGACCCUCCUUGCCUCUGGGUCAGGAGACAAUACCAUCUGCCUCUGGAAUCCCCAGACUGGGGAGGCACUGGGUAAACCUCUGCAAGGGCACAGUUCAUAUGUCACCUCUGUUGCCUUCUCCCCAGAUGGGACCCUCCUUGCCUCUGGGUCGUGGGACAGGAGGAUCUGCCUGUGGAGUCCCAAAACUGGGGAGGCACUAGAUGGAACCCUUCUUGCCUCUGGGUCGUGGGACAGGAGGAUCUGCUUGUGGAGUCCCCAGACAGAUGGGACCCUCCUUGCCUCUGGGUCGUGGGACAGGAGGAUCUGCCUGUGGAGUCCUGAGACUGGGGAGGCACUGGAUGGGACCCUCCUUGCCUCUGGGUUGGUUGACGGCACUAUCUGCCUCUGGAAUCCCCAGACUGGGGAGGCACUGGGCGAACCUCUGCGAGGGCACAGUUCAUAUGUCACUUCUGUUGCCUUCUCUCCAGAUGGGAGCCUCCUUGCCUCUGGGUUGGUUGACGGCACUAUCUGCCUCUGGAAUCCCCAGACUGGGGAGGCACUGGAUGGGACCCUCCUUGCCUCUGGGUCGAUUGACUGGACCAUCCGGAUGUGGAGUCCACGGACUGGGGAGGCACUGGAUGGGACCCUCCUUGCCUCUGGAUCAGGAGACAAUACCAUCCGCCUGUGGAAUCCCCAGACUGGGGAGGCACUGGAUGGGAACCUCCUUGCCUCUGGGUCAAUUGACUGGACCAUCCAGAUGUGGAGUCCCCAGACAGGCGAGGCAUUGGAUGGGACCCUCCUUGCCUCUGGGUCAGGAGACAACACCAUCCGCCUGUGA